This is a messenger RNA of Plasmodium malariae, 2304 nucleotides long. RefSeq names its product conserved Plasmodium protein, unknown function. NCBI's taxonomy places the organism in Eukaryota, Apicomplexa, Aconoidasida, Haemosporida, Plasmodiidae. The coding region runs from base 1 to 2304 and encodes 767 amino acids. The transcript has a single exon. The record is from RefSeq and is a predicted model, not a curated record.
AUGGUAUCGAACACAACAAGUAACAAUAAUGAGAAGAUAUGCCACUUUUCAAAAGGCUUAAUAUUAGAAAAUGGGAUAUAUUUAAUAAAUGUUAAAGAUAAAGAAAAAUUAAAUGAAUAUAAAUGGUGGAAGGGAUUAAUAAAACCAAAGGAUGCAUUCAAUCCGAAGAAAACAAAAGGAUUUCUAGUUUUAAAAUUAUUUUUAUAUGGUUACUUAAAUAGAAUAAGUACUUAUCGAUCUAAUAAAGAUAACGAUUUAAUGUAUCCAUAUUUAAAAAUUUUAUUAAAUAAUGUCGAAAUAUAUAGAACAAGAGUAUUAGAUAGUAACCUACACAUAUGGGAGGAAAAAAUAGAAAUAGAAAUUCAUUAUAUUAAGAGUAAAAUUGAAAUACAGUUAUUUGACAUGGAUGAAACAGAAGGAAUAGUUGAAGAUGAGUAUAUCGGGAGUGCAUUCAUUGACAUUAUUUAUCUAGAAAUGUUUAAGAAAUAUGAUAUUAUUCUUAAAUAUGUGAACAGAGUAGCUAUACUAAUGGAUACAUACCACUACAAAGGAAAGUCAGGAGAUGAUGAGUCCGCUGCUGAUAACGCAACUAGUUCCUUUAGCAGUAGUAGUAGUGGUAGUGGAAUCUGCAAUAAUAAUAAGAAGAAUGAGGGAAAAGGAGGAAAAAUGAACUCUGCUAAAGAAGAAAGUAACAAUAGGUCAUGUAACAAAAGGGCCGCAUGCCCAUCUAAUCCUAAUUUAUAUAAUUACACAAAUGAUUAUAACGUUCGUAUUUUUGUAAAACUAUCGAAUAAGCAAAAUUAUAAUAAUUUUAUUUUACAGUUAAAUACAAUAUCGUCAUUAAACUAUACUUGCAUUCAUAAAAAGAAUCCAAUAUUAGAUAAAGAUUUAAAUGUAUAUCAGUUAUAUGAAGAAUUAAAAAAAAUAAAAGGAAAUAUUGAUACCAUUUGGUUACCCUUCUUUUCAAUUAUUUAUAAUUUCGCAUCGUGGAAAACACCACUAUAUUCCUUAUUUUUUGUUGUCUUUUUCUUUUUCUCCUUUUUUUUUCCAAAAUUUUUUCUCUCUUUUUUUUUAGUUGUCUUAAGUUUAAUAUUUUUUAUCUUAGUGUCUAUUAUUCGUGAAAGUGAUAAACUAAAAAGAGCUAAUCAGCUCAAUACAAUUGUACAACCUAGUACGAAAAAAAAAAAAAAAAAAAAUAAUAACUCUUCUUUUAUUUAUUGGAUGAAGGCAAAAAAAUAUGGUGGCUAUCAAAAUAGUAAAGAAGACGAACACGUAAAUGAAAAGACUAUAAAAGAAAUGGAUGAUAUGCUACAACACAGUGAUAGUAGUAGUAGCACAAGCAGUAAUCUUUCCAUAGAUGAUGUAAAUUCUGAUCAGACGGAUGGUAGCUUGGACAGUGGGAGUUACACACAGUCAAGUGGUACGAACGUUGAUGAUGUGCAGGAUGACGAUUAUGAUCAGGUUGAUGAAGAUGAUGAAAGUGGUAAUAAAGAUGGUAGUGAAAGUGGUAAUGAAGAUGGUAGUGAGAGUGGUAAUGAAGAUGGCAGUAAAAGUGGUAAUGAAGAUGGUCAUAAUGAUGGAAAUAACGAUGGAAAUAACGAUGGAAAUAACGAUAAUAUUAUUGAUAAAAGUGGACGGGGCGCAAUACGUGGAGAGCUGCCUAACCGACGUAGAAAUAGAAACAAAAAGUUGGACACAAAUAGUACCAUUAUACGGGAAAAGAAGAAAAAAGGAAAAACAAAGGGGAAAAAAAAAAAUGGAAUUGAUUCUGGAGAAGGAAAUUCAUCCUGUGUGAACAGUAGCAGUGAUACUUGUUGUACAAAUGAGAAUAAAACAAAUAAGAAUAAUACAAACAGUUGCUUUAAUAACAUUAAUAAUACUAGUCGACAAUAUAAUACUAGCAAAAUUAAUAGCAAUUGUUACAACAACAAGGAUUCAGAGAAUAACUUAAGCAUUAUUAAGGCCUUUUUAACAAAUGUAAUUGACGAUGAUAUUCUCAAUAAUAUAAAAUAUUUUCAUUAUAUUGUAUAUUGCUUUACAAAAUGGUCUCAAAUUUUUUUUUAUCUUUUAAGGAAAUUCGGUUAUUUUCUAGUUAUUAUUACCUUAAUCUUUUGUUGUCUUAAUAUAUACUUUUACCCAUUAGUUGCCAGAUUAUUACGCUUUUUAAUUUUCUGUAUAGGUUUUAUUUUAUUAACGUACAACUUUAAACCAACUAAUAUUUUGUACAGGUUUUUUUUAUGUAUUCAGGAAUACUAUAUUUUAGAAAUGAAACGAAGAAAUGUGGACAUUUUUACCAAUUCGUAG